Messenger RNA from Neltuma alba, 1449 nucleotides. Its product is annotated as tetratricopeptide repeat protein 1-like. The transcript has 5 exons. The record is from RefSeq and is a predicted model, not a curated record. NCBI's taxonomy places the organism in Eukaryota, Viridiplantae, Streptophyta, Magnoliopsida, Fabales, Fabaceae. Gene Ontology annotation, molecular function: protein binding. The coding region runs from base 9 to 788 and encodes 259 amino acids.
AUCCAUCUAUGGAGGCACUUCCCGGUUCCUCCCUCACUUCUCCUUCCCCUUUUACUACCACGCCAUUUGCUCCUUCAAAACGUCAACGUCGCCGUCGCCGUCGAAAUCUUCCUUUCUCCGUCGAAGCAGAGCAACAAGAAAUUCGGGUAUGCACGAAUCGGACUUGCCGCAAACAGGGCUCAUUUCAAACCCUAGAAACCCUUUCCGGUCUUGCUCCUCCUAACGUCGCUGUAAAACCAUGCGGGUGUUUGGGAAAGUGCGGUGCUGGUCCCAACCUUGCGGUCCUGCCGGACGGUCUUAUCGUUGGUCAUUGCGGAACGGCGGCUCGAGCGGCUGAGGUCAUGAUGGGUGUGGUUUCUAUGGAAGAAGGUUCGGAUUCAUAUGAUGCAAAAAAGAGUUUAGAUGCGCUUGCCCUGAGGAAGAGAGCUGAAAUUGAGUUCGAGAAGCAGAAUUUCACUGAGGCUGAACUUCUGCUCUCACAGGCUAUCGAAUUAAAACCAUUCGGUGGUAUACACGUAAUAUAUAAAUGUAGGUCAGCUGUAAGGUUGGCAUUGAGUAACUAUUCUGGAGCUCUAGAUGACGCAAGGGAGGCUUUGGAAUUAGCGCCUGAGUAUGCUGAGGCUUAUCUCUGCCAAGGUGAUGCACUUUUGGAAUUGAAGCAAUUUGAUACAGCAGAAAAGUCAUAUUUGGCAUCUAUAGAUAUAGAUCCUUCAAUCCGAAGAUCUAAAUCAUUCAAGGCGCGGAUCGCAAAACUUGAGGAAAAAGUUGCUGCUGCUAAUAAGUUAUGAGACGUACCUUCUGAACAAAGGUGCAAUCUAAUCGCACUGAUUUCAGGGUGAUUUGAUUACUAUUUUCCAGGUAUAAUGGGUCACUUGCGCCAGAUUUAGGUCUCCUUUACUUUCUCAUGCUUUGCGAUGCAUUCUGAAGUACCUCCAAGAAAAUUCCAUAUAUUUUCUCCAGCUUAGUUCUUCCAAAGCAAUAUCUAGCUUUACUAUUACUUUAACCAAAGAAAAAUCCAGAUAUUGGUAGAUGGAUAAAAUGUCCCCCCCCCCCCUCCCAAAAAAAAAAAAAAAUUGGACCUAUCUUACUGGCAUCCGCAGGCCUUCAAGUAACAGACUUAUCAAAUAGUGAAAUGAUUAAGUGUUGCAAUGACUUAAGAUGCUUCUUUCAAUGAACUAUUUGAUCACACAAGACCCAUUCUCUUGGCAAGAUUUUGGGGUUUAACCUGAUGUUUGAGAGCGACCUGUCAAUAUAUUCCACAUUACAGGGGAGAGAGUUUGUUUCCCAAAUUUGUAUAUCUGUACUGUACUGAACUUUUCCUGGUCCCGUAGAACUGAUGAAAGAAUAUGAAAUUUAUUCAAAUUUACCAAUUCAAUGUCACUUUUUAAUUGAAUAUCAGUGAUGGAAUUUAAUUGGGCUGAAAUGGAAUAAUUUCUGCCCUGAAUCAAA